Messenger RNA from Didymodactylos carnosus, 888 nucleotides. The record is from the annotation of a GenBank genome assembly. Lineage: Eukaryota; Metazoa; Rotifera; Eurotatoria; Philodinida; Philodinidae.
AUGGCCUACAGGAAUCAACGCAAAACUGUGUACAAGUUGUUCGAUAAUAAUUCAACAAAACAAGUUUUAUAUGUAAAUGUUGUUGAAUACGCUAAUGGACGAUUUCAAUUAAUCACAGAAAAAUAUUUUGAUAAUUUACAACUGAUUAUUGAAUACGAUGUUACUUAUGCUAAGCAUCAAAUUAUUUGUAAUCAUAUUGGUUGUUCACCAUGUAAGAUGUUCUUAUUAGCAGCACUCGUCUACAGCACCAUAUUUCCAUUAUACUUGUCAUAUACAUAUAUCGUAGAUUAUAAUGUUUCAUCAAAUCCUAGUAAAACCUAUCCAGUAUGGGAAGGUGCUAUAGUGAGAAUUAAAAGUGAAAGAACAAGUUUUUCGUGGAUUUAUAACAAUACCAUAUUGACAAAUAGAUCAAUAACAGAUUUGAGCAAACAUGAUGUUUACAACAAUAGUGGAUUGCCGACUUCCAAAGUAAAUGCAACAAAUAGAUUAUUAAUAUUAGAUGACAUUGAUAUGACAUUUAAUGGUUUAUAUUAUGGAUCAUUGAGUGUCAGUUAUCUUAAUUUGAUUUUGAUUAGUAUUCGAAUUGUUCGAUUCGAUAUUUUUGUACAAAAAGAUAUUUAUGGUAUUUGUCGAGGUUAUAUCAGAUUAGUUGAUCAUAUAUCGCCAAAUGGUUAUGAAAUUGUACGACGAUUAGACAGUUACGAUUUGGAUAUUAGUCAACAUCCAGUAUCUAAUUCAGAUUAUGAAAUUACAAACAGUCGAAUACAGGUUAAUCAAAAUCAAUGGCAGAUCACACAAAUAAAUGUUACUCAUACAGCUGAAAAUAUUGUUGGUUUCAAACAAACGACAAUAAGUAAACAAAUAGGUAUUUUUGUUGCAUGCUUCUAG